Molecule: messenger RNA, 1924 nt
Organism: Mytilus trossulus (common blue mussel)
Lineage: Eukaryota; Metazoa; Mollusca; Bivalvia; Mytilida; Mytilidae
Product: ceramide synthase 2-like
Exons: 10
Coding region: 6-1196 (396 amino acids)
Biological process (GO): ceramide biosynthetic process
Cellular component (GO): membrane
Molecular function (GO): sphingosine N-acyltransferase activity
Source: RefSeq, a predicted model, not a curated record
UCCCCAUGGUCGAAGCAUCAACAAACAAGAUGGAGGACGCAUUAGAUAGAUUUUCAAAAUCGUUUUGGAAUCCAAAUUUUUGGCUACCUGUUGGAUACACAUGGGAAGAUCUGGUAGCUCAAACUUCCAAAGAUGAAUAUUAUCCAAGAGUAGAAGAUAUAUUUUUGCCAUCCAUUCUCCUCGGCGUCUGUUUAUUAGUGUUUAGAUACGUUUAUGCUAGAUUGGUUGUUAUACCAAUGGGUAGAUAUUUGGGAAUUAAAGAACCAAAGAAAUGCCAGCUCAAAGAAAAUCCUGUACUUGAAACAGCCUUCAAAAAAUAUAAAUCUAAAGUAGAAAAUAAUCUUACGGAACUCUCAAAAAGGACAAGUAUGUCAGAGAGACAGAUCAUGAGAUGGAUGAGAACAAGGGCUAAACUUGAUGCACCCAGUGUUAUGAAGAAAUUUGAAGAGACAUGCUGGCACUUUCUAUUUUACAUAGUUCUGUUUUGGUAUGGACUGUUUACCCUCUGGGAUAAAUCCUGGUUUGUCAAAACUGAAAAUUGCUGGGUAGGAUGGCCAAAACAGCAUGUUACAAAUGAUGUGUACUUGUACUAUGCAAUAGAACUGGGAUUUUACUGGAGUUUAUUGUUUACAUUAUCAACAGACGUUAAAAGAAAGGAUUUCACAGAAAUGGUCACUCAUCAUGUAGUUACUAUAUUCCUUGUCUUUUUCUCGUGGGUAACUAAUUUUGUUAGAAUUGGGACUCUAGUACUGUGUGUACAUGAUGCUGUAGAUUAUUUCUUAGCAGGAGGUAAAAUAGGAACGUAUAUGAAAAGAGACACAAUAGCUACAAUUCUGUUUGUAAUGUUUUUGCUUGUGUGGAUUGCUUCAAGACUCAUCAUCUUUCCUUUCUUCGUUAUUUAUAGUGCUUCAGUAGAAUCUAGGAUAAUACAAGGUGUGGCAGAAAGCAACACGUAUAUGUUUUUUAACGGAUUACUGUACAUCCUACAAGUUCUACACAUCAUUUGGAGCUACAUGAUAUUUAGAAUAGCUUACAGAAAAGUUACUCGUGGCAAGAUAGAAGAUGUUAGAAGUGACUCUGAAGACGAUAAAGAUGAACUAAGUGAAGGUGAAGAUUACAAAUGCAUUCCUAAUAAUGUCAAGAACAAUAGUCCAAGGGCAAGGCCAAAGUUCAGAGGAGACAAAGGGCACCAGUGACGUAAUUACAGUAGAAAAGAUCAAUGUUAAAAUGUUUCAAUAGCAAAUUCUUGUCUAACAUAAUAUCAAGGUUUUUAAGUCAAAUGUUAUCUGAAAGCUCCAUUGUAUAAAGAAGAACACUGCACUGAAAUCCAGAGAAUCUCACAAAAUUAAAUAAAUUCAUGUGCUUCAGAAUUGUAAGUCACUGCUUUACUUGGUGCAGUCAUGGUGUUUCUUAUGGCAAGUCAAAUUCUGGAGUUUGGUGUCGAGGUGUCCAUAACAAACAGUAAUAUUUAUUCAGAUAAAAGGAAAAUUUUUAGCACAAAACAGUAAAUAUUUGACAAAAGCCGAGAUUCAGUACAGUGAAAAUAUUUAAAAAUUAAACUAUUGAAAGUAUUUUUCCCCACUUAGACUAGUUUGAACAGAAUUGCUUAAAACCAAAGGAUAAACCUCAACAUAGUUCAGGCUUAUUUGCAGUGUGGAAACACACAUAAUCAUGUUAUGCAGCUACUUAAGAAUUCUCUUUUAGCAGGGUGUGUGUUAAAUUUAACACAGGCUAACAUAGAAGUUUUAUUUUUUUGUUUUAUUUACUCAUGGGUUUUCUUUUGUUGCUUAGACUGUUAUAAACCAUGUAUAUAAUAUGGGAUAUUUUUACAAUUUUGUACCUCAAAAUAUUUUUUUACAUUUAUAGUUUAUUUAGAUUACUGAAACGAUUCUAGAAUGUUAGAAUGAAGAUCUUGUAUACAUAA